AUGGGUUUGUCUUCCCUUCCACCGGAGCAAGCCCCGGGGUAUUGGGCUCCGACGUCGACUGCGAAUCCGGAUGUAGAUUCUGCCGGCGACGAUGGCUUUUCUGAUUCAGUUUUCCAAUACAUAGAGCAAAUGCGUAUGGAAGACGACCUGGACGAGGAAGGGAGCUUGUUGCUCGACCCUGCGGCUCGCCGAGCUGUCGAGAAACCGUUGUACGAAGCUAUGGGUAAGAAGUAUCCUCCCUCCCCUGCCCACCCACGCACUCUCGGCUGUCCUAAUAAUAUUUGCCCUGAUUGUAAUGGUACCACUAGCAAUUGUUCCCGGGACGAGUACAAAUUGCAGUUUCAAAGAGGCCAAGAGGAAGCUAGCAAGUUCCUUCCUCGUGGAAAUCUUCUACUUGUUAAUUUGGAAAACUCUAACACCAAGUUAACUCCAAAGUCGUCCAAGGACGAUGACAGUCCUGAUGCAAAGGAGGAUGACAGGGAGUAUUCGCCUGCCGUCGUAAGGGGAAAGAAGAAUCACCAAAGGGAGGAUACGGAUGAAGAAGAAGGGAGGAGAAGAAAGCAAUUGGCGGUUUCGGGCGAGGAGGACGAGUUAUCAGAGAUGCUUGACAAUGUUUUUCUCUUUCCAGCUGAAGAAACUAAGAAUACUGCUGAGUCGUUGCCGAACAGUAGUGCAAGCGAGUCGUUGCUGGUGCAGAAUGUGGAAGCAUGUGGUUUUGACCCUAGGAAGGGAGCAAAGAGAAUAGGAAAUGAAGAGUUAGUUGAUUUGAGGGCUUAUCUUGUUAUGUGUGCACAGGAUAUCGCUGCUGAAGAUUGGAGAAAUGCAAAUCAACGAUUGAAGCAGAUUCGGCAGCACUCUUCUCCCUUCGGAGAUGGGUUUCAGAGGUGUGCCCACAAUUUUUCCAAUGCCCUCGAAGCACGCUUGGCGGGCACAGGUAAUCAAAUUUAUGCUGCUUUGUUAUCUAAGAUACCAUCAGCUGCGGCCAUGCUGAAAGCUUACCGGUCUUUUGCUUCAGUCUGUCCAAUUAGAAGGAUCUCUUUUUAUUUUGCAAAUCACCACAUUUUGAAUUUAGCCAAAAAGGCGAGGGUGAUUCAUAUUAUAGAUUAUGGCAACCAUUAUGGGUUUCAAUGGCCCAUGAUUAUCCAAGAUCUCUCAACCUUGGUUGGUGGGCCUCCCAUGCUACGUGUUACGGGAAUAGAGUUUCCCAGACAAGGUUUUUGCUCAACAAGAAUAGUUUAG
Messenger RNA from Malania oleifera, 1239 nucleotides. Its product is annotated as scarecrow-like protein 14. Gene Ontology annotation, biological process: regulation of DNA-templated transcription. Lineage: Eukaryota; Viridiplantae; Streptophyta; Magnoliopsida; Santalales; Ximeniaceae. The transcript has 2 exons. The record is from RefSeq and is a predicted model, not a curated record. Gene Ontology annotation, cellular component: nucleus. Gene Ontology annotation, molecular function: DNA-binding transcription factor activity; sequence-specific DNA binding. Bases 1 to 1239 code for a protein of 412 amino acids.